This is a messenger RNA of Striga asiatica, 333 nucleotides long. NCBI's taxonomy places the organism in Eukaryota, Viridiplantae, Streptophyta, Magnoliopsida, Lamiales, Orobanchaceae. The record is from the annotation of a GenBank genome assembly.
AUGAAAAAAUGCAUCGCCAGACGUGCUGUUAAUCGACACUGUAUUCACCCCAAUGUAUAUGGAUUUCGUCCCUGCACAUUGAGCGUGCUCCCAUUAUACUCUCCACCCGUAAAAACGAGGUCGAAUGUCAUGUGGAUGCUUGUCUCUGCUAUGGAGGCGAAGACAAUCAUCCCUUGGGCCCGGCCCACGAUCUCGGCAUCCAAACUGGGCCCAGUUCUCACUGGGUCAUCCAGAACGGCAACAAGCCCAAAAAACGUCGGUGAAGAGGGCGUGGAAUUGGCCAUGGCAACGUUUAUAGGUGUUGGGAGGUUCGCAACGAGAGGUGAUACAGAU